Messenger RNA from Rhodotorula graminis WP1, 1127 nucleotides. RefSeq lists its product as uncharacterized. The transcript is spliced from 4 exons. The record is from RefSeq and is a predicted model, not a curated record. Gene Ontology annotation, biological process: biosynthetic process. Bases 1 to 1050 code for a protein of 349 amino acids. Lineage: Eukaryota; Fungi; Basidiomycota; Microbotryomycetes; Sporidiobolales; Sporidiobolaceae.
AUGCGCGCUUCUGUCUUGCUGCGACAAGCUGUCUCGCCUGACACGGGCGCCCAGGCCUACGCCAAGUCGCUCGCGUACGCGUCUGGCCUCGUGCGCCGGCAGGACCACGAGGCGCUGUGGGCGUCCUACUUCUACCCGCCACAGCUCCAGCCGGCGUACCUGGCCCUGCGCGCCUUCAACGUCGAGCUUGCGGGCCUCCCAGACCAGGUGUCGAGCCAGAUGAUCGGAUGCAUGCGCUUCCAGUGGUGGAAGGACGCCGUCCGCGGCCUGUACGAGCACAAAGCUCCACCCCAUCCCCUCCUCAACCUCCUCGCCAACCUCCCGCAACGGCCCUUCCUCUCGCAGUACCACUUUGCGCGCCUCGUCACCGCGCGCGAGAACAACUUCCUCAACCCGACCUUCCACUCGCUCCAGGACCUCGCCGACUACAGCGCCGGCACCCAGGCCUCGCUCCUGUACCUCCUCCUCCAGGCCACCGCCGCCGGCUCGGCGCCCGCAUCCGCGCCCAUACCCGUCGGCGGCGCCGCGACCCGACACGCGACCCCGUUCGAGCAUGUCGGCCACGAGCACGACCCGGUCGAGCCCGGCUCGACGUCAGCCGACCUCAAGGACGCCGACGACCUGACGCUCGACCACGCCGCGAGCCACCUCGCCGUCGCUGUCACGAUCGCGACCCUCGUGCGCUCGAUCCCGCACCACGCCGCCAAGCGCGUCAACGUCAUCCCGCUCGAAGUCGCCACCCGCCACGGCCUCCAAGAAGAAGCCCUGUUUCGCCACGGCCCAGAGGCGCCCGGCCUCCAAGAUGCCGUUGCGCAGCUUGCCGGCAUCGCCGAGGCCGAGUUGAGGACGGCGAGGGAGUGCUUCAGGGGAACGACGGGCGUACCGAGACGCGCCGUGCCCGUCUUCUUGUCGGCGACCCCGGCACGCUCGUACCUCGACCGCCUCUCGGCCGCCAAGGUCGACUACAACCCGUUCGACAAGUCGCUCCAGGGCAGGUACUGGAAGCUGCCGUUCCAAGUGUGGGGCGACUCGCGCAAGGGCCAUUUCUAGAGCGUUGCGCGCGCAGUCGAGGCGAGGAGGUCGAGGACGAGCGGGCGAGCAGUGCAACGGCGCUCGUCUUUCUCUCG